AUGAGCGCGAGACAGCACGAGUUGUACGACAAAGUCAAGAAUGCGAAUGAACGGUUCUUACAGCAGUGCGAGAAUAUUGACGAUGCCGGCGCACAAGCGAUUGCUGAGGGACUCAAAGGCAACUCGAAUAUAACGGCACUCUCUCUGGGUUGGAAUCAAAUUGGUGAUGCUGGAGCGCGGGCGAUUGCUGAGACGCUCAAACGCAAUAUGACGGUAACUGAACCCGCGCGGGCGAUUGCUGAGACACUCAAAGUGAACAGGACGGUGACCGACCUCGGUCUGAGUGCGAAUCAGAUUGGUGAUGCUGGGGCACAAGCGAUUGCUGAGACACUCAAAGUGAACACGACGGUGACCAACCUCGACCUAUGGCAGAAUCAGAUUGGCGAUGCUGGUGCCCAGGCAAUUUCUGUGGCACUCAAAGUGAACAAGACGUUGAUCAAGAUCGAUCUGAAUGGGAAUCAGGUUGGCGAUGCUGGAGCACAGGCGAUUGCUGAGGCGCUCAAAGUCAACACGACGCUCGCUAACCUCGGUUUGCACAAUAAUAAGCUUGGCGAUGCUGGAGCGACUGCGAUUGCUGAGGUACUCAAGGUAAACACGACCUUGAAAGCGCUCGGUCUAAAUGAGAAUCAGGUUGGCGAAGCUGGAGCGCAGGCCAUUGCUGAGGCACUCAAAGUGAACAAGACCCUGACUUGUCUCUUCCUCAAGCAGAAUCAGAUCGGCAAUGCUGGAGCGCAGGCAAUCGCUGAAGCACUCAAGGUCAACACAGGGCUGAUUGUGCCCUGUUUGCGUGAAAAUGAGAUUGGUAAUGCGGGAGCGCAGGCGAUUGCUGAGGCACUCAAGGUGAACUCGACGCUGUAUGGCCUCUUUUUGGGAAACAAUCAGAUUGGCGAUGCCGGAGCCCAGGCGCUUGCCGAAGCGUUCAAGGUGAACCAGAAGCAGGUGGAUAUUUUUCUGGAGCGGAAUUGCAUUAGCAAUACUUGCUCUGAAGCAAUCAAUACACGCAGGGACCAUGAUGAACGGGGACCUUACAUUUACGACCAGGUCAAUCCUCUUGCAUUCUCCUUACUUCCACGCUUUGCUACCGCUGACGACCUUCAGACCGUAUUUUGCUUGCUGACCGGCGAACCGGCGCUAGAGGAUCAGUCCUCACUUCUACCAGCAUUACCCGCCGAGAUUGCCGACAUCAUUAUGGACGAAGCGCAAUCCUGGCAAGGCGUGCAGCAUACCAAACGAGACUGGUGCGAUGACCGUCCUGUCAAGGUCACAGUGCCUCAAAGCAUCUAUGGAAAUUCGACCCGUGUGAAAGCAAUUCAAGUGGUUCGGGACACGAAGAAACUUUACCACCGCAUCGGUGACAACGUCUUUGACUUGAUUGUUCGAGAUGAGCAAGGUACUGUUCAAUAUGAAUACGCGGCGAAAGCGACGUUUGUCGAUUCUACGCUCGUAUCCGCGACGCUCUGGCCAGCGAGUACUCCUAUUAUCAGGCAGAUCCGUGUGGGUUGGCAAGUUCAGGUUCAACCCAGCAAGUCUGCCCGAGAUGUGCUAUCGCCCCCGCCUGCACCUCCUGAUGCUUUUACCCGGGUGGACGGCUUGCCUGACAACACGCUGGCCACGCGUUUGGCCACGCGGUUGGGCACGCGGUUGGGCACGCUGUUGGACUCGAGCACUCGGACGGCUGCUGUUGUCGAUGCUGGCGCUGUUGUCGAUGCUGCUGUUGUCGAUGCUGCUGUUGUCGAUGCUGCUGUUGUCGAUGCUGCUGUUGUCGAUGCUGCUGUUGUCGAUGCUGCUGUUGUCGAUGCUGGCGCUGUUGUCGAUGCUGCUGUUGUCGAUGCUGCUGGUUUCGAUGCUGCUGGUUUCGAUGCUGCUGUCGUCGAUCCCGAUAUCAUUGUAGUCUCCACUUAG
Messenger RNA from Capsaspora owczarzaki ATCC 30864, 1902 nucleotides. Its product is annotated as NOD3 protein. NCBI's taxonomy places the organism in Eukaryota, Filasterea, Ministeriida, Capsasporidae. Gene Ontology annotation, molecular function: protein binding. The record is from RefSeq and is a predicted model, not a curated record. The transcript has 16 exons. The coding region runs from base 1 to 1902 and encodes 633 amino acids.